Prunus armeniaca (apricot) is the source of this 684-nucleotide messenger RNA. The record is from the annotation of a GenBank genome assembly. NCBI's taxonomy places the organism in Eukaryota, Viridiplantae, Streptophyta, Magnoliopsida, Rosales, Rosaceae.
AUGGCGAUGGCCAGUGAGGUGUUCAGGCCUAAUUUGCCCGAAAGUUUUGAGCUUUCUGCUGAUUCUCAGAUGGGUUCUGGGGAGCUGCAUGUUCUUGCCGUGGAUGAUAGCCACGUCGACCGGAAGGUCAUUGAGAGGUUGCUAAAAAUAUCAUCUUGCAAAGUGACGGCUGUUGACAGCGGGACAAGAGCUCUGCAGUAUCUAGGAUUGGAUGGGGAGAAGAGUUCUGUUGGAUUUGAUGCUAUGAAGGUGAAUCUAAUAAUAACAGACUACUCAAUGCCUGGGAUGACCGGAUAUGAGUUGCUGAAGAAGAUCAAGGAAUCUUCAGCUUUUAGAGAAGUUCCGGUGGUGAUCAUGUCAUCAGAAAACAUCCUGACCCGAAUUGAUAGAUGUUUGGAGGAAGGAGCUGAGGAGUACAUAUUGAAACCAGUGAAGCUUUCAGAUGUGAACCGCUUGAAACAUUUCAUGAUGGGAGGAGGAGAAAGAAGAGAAAGUGAAGAGAAGAAGAUUCACAAGAGAACAUUUCAAGUUGACUACAAUGCAUCAUCACCUCCCUCUCCUUUACCGCAACUGUCUCCUUCGUUUGCUUGCAGUCUAGCAUCAUCUCAGCUACCGUCUUCAUCGCCAUCAUCGCCCGCGACACGGUUUUCGUCAAAGAGACCUAGAUUGCACAAGACAGAUUGA